Messenger RNA from Pogonomyrmex barbatus (red harvester ant), 6017 nucleotides. RefSeq names its product Sterile20-like kinase (gene Slik). Gene Ontology annotation, molecular function: ATP binding; protein serine/threonine kinase activity. The record is from RefSeq and is a predicted model, not a curated record. Gene Ontology annotation, biological process: protein phosphorylation. NCBI's taxonomy places the organism in Eukaryota, Metazoa, Arthropoda, Insecta, Hymenoptera, Formicidae.
UGCAUGCGUGUGUGAGCGUAGUCGUCGCGAGCGUGGUGGUAGGCAGUAGGCUGAAAAUGGCCGUGUACGCGUACAGCUCCGCCACAGAGUUUACCGAUCCCCGCGAGAGAUAACUCCCGUGCGGAUCGCGACGGAACGUAGUCACACACGCGCGUGUGUAAAUAGUGCACCGUGUUCCGUCUGUGUUGUUUUUUUUUUCUCUCUUUCUCUCCCUGUUCCUUCCAGCUCCGCGAAAUGAGACGCGCAGCGUCAACCAGAUAGCGGCUACAUUCCGGCGGAUUUUGCAGCGACCGAGCGCGCAGGAGGGGGAGGAAAGUAAUUGUCGUGUCCAGGAUCCCCCGGGGGACCAGAGCAUCCUGUCACCGAUCGCAGAAUUUCGAUUCAAUAUUCUCUGUGUAUUUGAUUGUUGGAGAUUGUCAGCAAUGGGUCGCACUCUUCUUACCUGUGUACACAGUAAUUUGAACGUAGCGAUAGUCAAUUAAGAAGCGCGACUUGGAGUUUACAAAAAUGCGGGAGUGGUGCGACACGGUCCCCUGGUAUCCAGCAGGGAUCUAAAAAAAGAUAUACCUGUGUUUCAAGAACUUAUCUCAAUAUAGUAGAUAUUAAAAAUAAUGCGGACUAUAUAAAGCGACAUUGUUUUUAAACGUACCACAUAUCGCAGUGCUGAAAAAUGGUUACUGAGCUCUUUUGAGCAUUAGCUGAAGUUAUAUUUUACUAUAAAUUUAAUACAGUUGUUAAUAGUUACGUUUUGUACAGUGAAGAGUGUUGUUAAAAGAUUUCCAGUGUGUUCAAAUUGCAAUAGUAGUCUGGUUUGAUUGCAAGUAUAUUGAGAUAUACAUAGUUGUCAAAAUGUCGUUCUUAUCAAAUCUGAAGAAGGCUUUCCACUUUGGUGGUAACGAUGCAAAGAAGAAAAAAUUGUAUAAUAACAUUAAGAUGGACUGUAAUCCGGAAGAGUUUUGGGAAAUGGUAGGCGAACUGGGAGAUGGUGCAUUUGGUAAAGUUUACAAGGCACAACAUAAGCAAUCCAAUCAGCUUGCUGCUGCGAAAAUGUGCGCUUUGGAGGGAGAGGACGAUCUUAGCGAUUUUAUGAUUGAAAUCGAUAUUUUGUCGGAAUGCAAGCAUCCUAAUGUCGUUGAAUUACACGAAGCUUAUUUCAUUGAAGGAAAAUUAUGGAUGUUAAUUGAAUAUUGUGACGGUGGUGCUGUGGAUUCUAUAAUGGUCGAGUUGGAGAAGGCGCUAACGGAAAUGCAAAUAGCGUAUAUCUGCCAACAUAUGACUAAAGGUCUUGCCUUCCUACACAAAUCCAAAGUCAUACAUAGGGAUUUAAAGGCAGGGAAUGUCUUAUUGACCAUGGCGGGAGGUGUUAAAUUAGCUGAUUUCGGGGUAUCCGCAAAGAACAAGCAUACUCUGCAGAAGCAUGAUACGUUUAUUGGUACUCCUUACUGGAUGGCACCUGAGGUUGUCUUAUGUGAAACAUUUAGGGAUAAUCCUUACGAUUUUAAAGUGGAUAUUUGGUCUCUUGGUAUAACUCUUAUAGAGUUUGCACAAAUGGAGCCACCGAACCAUGAAAUGUCACCAAUGCGAGUGCUACUUAAAAUACAGAAAGGCGAUCCGCCGAAACUGGAUCAGCCUGGAAAAUGGAGUAAGGAAUUUAAUGAUUUUAUUGCUAAAGCACUUAUAAAGGAUCCGGCCACGCGACCCACAGCUGACGAUUUGUUAAAACAUCCAUUCAUAAGCCGAAAUUUAGAUCCAAAACCUGUCAGAGACUUGUUACUUGAAUAUAAGGCGGACGUUGUUGAAGAGGAGCUGGUAGAUGAGGAAGCAGAGAAGGCCAAAAAAACGAAAAAACACAGAGAACAGUAUCAGCGAAUUGGCUGUGCAUGCGGUUCUCCUGGCCCUCGCCAGCCCAGUACGCAUCAGGAGCAGCGCACGUCUCAGCUUCCGCUGGAGCUGGAUCAAAUCACAGAUGACUCCGCUUCUACGCGCCUUGAUGCUGACGUUAAAAUUUCCGAAAAAGAGAAUCUCGUAGCAUUGCCUGCGAAGAAAGAAGAGAGUCAUAAACGCGAGAUCAACCGGGACGGUGAGAAAGAGGACAAGAAUAAGAGAUUACGCAAGGCUGAAUCCAAAGAAAACAUACAGCCUCCUGUGGAGAAGAAGCAGGCACCUAAGCCACCAAGUGAAACAAAUGAGCGCAGAUUAUCUCGAGAUAAAGGACCAGCGCCUCCGCCACCACCUAUACGUCAAGAUAGCGAAGAGAAGAAGAGAAAAGACGAAGAAAGAGAAAACAUUCCGAAAAUUGCCGAGAAGAUCACAAACCUAACUGAUAAGCAGAGAUCUGUGGAAGACAAAUCGCAAAUAAACAAACCACAAAAUGAAAAAACGGCAAAGCAACAGGUGACAAAUGUUAAAGAACAAAAGAAUUUAGAAAUCGAAAACCAGACGCAAAAUGAAUUAGACGGUUCCGACAAGAUAAAGAAAGUCGAUAGUGAGGGUAACGGCAAAUUAUUCGAUAAUAUAAAAAGAUUUGAAAAUCAGAAGUUAAUAAACAAUAAAUCGAGUUCCACUUCGAAGAAACAAUUGGGGAUAAAUGAAAAACGCAAAUCAGCGCCUGUGAAACCAGAAAUGAUCGAAGACUUAUCUAAAAUAAUAUAUAAACAAUCGUCUUUUGAAGAUAAAGACAGAAUGAAAAAUAAAUUGUUAUCCGUUGAUGACGUAUCGAAUUACGAAUUGCAAUCUCGAGAGAAGGAGGAUUUCAAGACUUUGGAAGAAAAACGGAAAUCUGUUGGUGAAAAACUGAACGCCGUAUUAGAGAAGCGAUUAUCCAUGGACUCUGGGAAGAGAAUGAAUGACGGUUCUAUGGAAACAUUGAAACACAUAUCCGUUGCAUCGACGCUCCUGUCGGAAAAGAAUAACAUUAAAGCUAGUUCUACGGAAGAUAUUAAGACGCAGUUUGGCGUAACGAAGACUGAGAGUUCUACGAAGAGUCGUAGUGCAGGAUCGUCCAGAAAUGAUUCUUUGGAAAGCUUUUCGGACGAAUUGCAUGCUAAAACGGAUAGUAAUAAGACGGAAAAUAAUCAAGAGAACACAACGAAUGAUGACAAGCUCUUGGAGAAACAGGAUCCGGGAAUUAAUGUGUCCGUGAUUACGUCGACGCCGAUCAGAAGCAGAAGUGGUUCGAGGAGAAGUAGCGGAGAUAACAUAGUCGUUAUUACUGGAAAAGCUCAACCCGAACAAGAAGUACGCUUAAAUACAUCGACCGUCCAUAUUACUGCCGAUUCGCCGGAUAUGUCCAACAGUUUAGCAAGUAACAUAAGCCAAGUAACUGUUGUGACGACGCAUCCACCCGUAUUAGUCGAUGCGCCUUCGGCCACAACGACGACGCCUCUUCCACGCCGCAUCUCACCGACAUCGGAAGUUGUCAUUGUUGCCAACGAGAUGAACAAAACUCAGGUGAAUGAUAGUUCUAUUGACGACGACGCGUUUCCUAGUCUGGAUAGUCUAGAAUACACGCCACAGGAACAGCCUAUUGUACUUACUGAUGUGUCUAAGAGAAUUGGCAAGAAGUUGGACGAGUCGGAGGUAGUCAUAGUGAGUUCUAUCGUGGACGAAUUGCAGGAUACCAGUCACGUCUCAGUGGUUACUGUUGGCGAGGACAAGGAGCAGGUGAAAGACUCGUCGAUAUCAAAGAAACACAAUGUUAUUCGUACCGGCUCGUCUCAUAGUGAUCUGAGUUCGAAUGAGAGAUUAAGCUUGAAAAGCGACAGCGGAGACGAGAGUGGAAAAGUGAUAGUCGCCAGUACGACCAUUGAGUCUCCGGAUAUGGACGAUUACGAGAGAAAUGCGAAGAAGCUAAACGGAUUGAUCAAGAAUGAAAUGCCACAUCAUGCCGACGAUAGAAUUGUGAAAACGGUUAAACCUAAAGAAGUCAAUGUCAAGGGCUUUAGUAAAGAGAAACGAGUUUCUCCGGAUAGCUUCGAGGGCUCCAGAUCCCAAAGUGAUUCUAGUUCUAUAAGAUCCCAUACUCCGAGUAAAAGCAUCGAUCGUUCCGACGCUGAAUCUAUUUCGACAACAAUCAGUCAGGACAGUAGAGAAUCGAACAAAGAAAAUCGCUUGAAUCAACCUCAACAUUCAGAAGUUGACGAAGAAGUCGUUCUUCGUCGAAAACCUGAUUAUAAUCGUGAGAUAUCUCGGCCAACUAGGACAAAGGAAGAUAUACAGAUGAUGAAUCUAAAGAAAAAGACAAGAAAGCGAACGAGAAAGUUUGAGAUUGACGGUGUCAUGAUGACGACGACGACCUCGAAGGUGAUAUACGGUGAUGACGAGAACGGUAAGGUGUACGACGAUCAAAUAUUCAGGAAGCAAGAGUUGCGGGAAUUAAAAAUGUUGCAGAAGAUGGAACAGAAACAAUACCAAGAUCUAUCUCAGAAGGCACAAUUCAACAAAGACCAACAAGAGAAGCGGUUCGAGCAAGAACGGCAACUCUUGGAGCGUAGCGCCGAGGCAGAUUUAGAAACGCUCGCUCGACAGCAAAGACAGCAAAUUGAACGUGCCGAGGCACAGCAAGAGGUUGAUCUGCGACUAGCGUCCAAAAAGAUUCGUAGUGAACAGGAGAGAGAACUCAAGCAAUUCCGAGAGGGCCUGAAACAAGAAUUGAGAUUGCUCAAGCAAGAAAUAGACUUGAUGCCAAAGGACAAGCGGAAGAGCACGUUUAAAAUACGAAAAGAGAAGCUCGAAGCGGAGCACGAGGAUCGAGAGAAGCUUUUCUUGGAGAAGCUUAACGAGAGUCACGAAAUGUCGCUGAGACGACUGUCAGACAGUCAUCGCGAGAAAAUCGCGUUGAUGGAGCGACAGUUCUUGCAGCAGAAACAGCAACUGAUGCGCGGUAGAGAGGCUGCUAUCUGGGAGCAGGAGGAACGACAAAUACAUGAGCGACAACAAUUACUCAAGAAGCAACUCAAGGAUAUCUUCUUCCUGCAGAGACAUCAGAUGCUCAUACGGCACGAGAAGGAGCUAGAACAGAUGAAGAGGAUGAAUCAGAGAAAGGAGGAGGAGCUGAUUAAACGACAAACGGUAGAACGCAGAAAUUUACCGAAGAGAAUUCGCAAUGAGAUGAAGGCGCGUGAGAUGAUGUUCCGAGAAUCGAUGAGGAUCUCGAUGUCAUCUGUACUCGCGCCGGAUCCCGACGCCGAGCGGGAAAAACUGAAGAAGUUCCAGGAAAAUGAGAAGAAAAGGUACAGGGCGGAACAGCAGAGAUUUGAGCUCAAGCAUUCCAGACAGCUCGAAGAGGUGAGAGCUCAGAGUGAUGCCACGAUCAAGGAAUUGGAGCAAUUGCAGAAUGAAAAACGAAAGAUGUUGAUGGAGCAUGAGACACUCAAGUUGAAGGAACAAGAAGAGGCCUACGGCAGAGAAAUUCGUGAGUGGAAGGCGCUACUUAAGCCACGAAAACAGAAACUUGAAGAACAGUUCGCGUUACAAUUGGAGGAGCAGGAGGCGAUUUACGGACCAAGUGCGAUACCAUUAUGCUUACCGGCCGAUCUUCCCGACUUGACACAUCAUACGACUGAGUCUACACGUAGCUCAUUGUCUUCCGUAAGCGAGGGUUGAAACGGCGUUCGAGGAUCCGACAGAACUUGUAUAAUCCAUAUAAUUCCAUGUUUGAAUGUCCUCAACUAAAACGCGUAGGACGAUCGAUGCUUUGUAAUAUCAAUUGUUGCCGCAACUCGUUCGCUAUAUAUAUAUAUAUAUAUAUAUAUAUAUAUAUAUAUAGGAUGUCUUGGAUUUAUCGAAUAUCCGCUGAAGGAUUCUUCGGAUACGACUACUUUGAAACCUAUUUUUCUUCUUUUUUUAAAAAAGAUGUCAGUAGGUCAAUAAACUUAUUUAUGAAAAUAUGCCGAAAAAUAUGCGGCGCAGAUGAGACAUCUUGCUAUAUAUAUAAUUCAAAGAGUUUCGUGUACAUAGAAUUCCGAUGAAUUGUUUAAAUAUUUAGGAACUGUAGUAUAAAUAUUAUGUUGCAAUGA